GUCUGGAGUCGCUUCGACGGAACCGCAAUGAAGAGAUAAAUAGAAGCCUUAUCUAUUUAUUUUAAAGUCUCAUUCAUUGACCAGUGAGAGGGGGCAGCAGGCCUGGGAAACUGCUAAUGCGCUCUUCUGCUUGGUAGGGCUGCCUAGAACAAGAAUGGAUGAGACCUGUCACUAGCACUUGAUGAAGAUUUGGAUUGACUCUUCAAACUGAACUAUGGAGGGCAGUGAUGAUGUGUCUGUGACCCUGACACAGUCCCAGACUGAAGUGUGCAGCGCUGAGGUGGGAGGAGGACAAAUCCCCGGGAAAGCGGAGGACGGAGCAAGUCCGCUGGUUCCUGCCGACUCAUGUGGCGCAACGGGAAUGAGCAAAGGAGGGCUGUCUGAGCUGGCGGAGCCUCCUGCGCCGUCAGUGGUGAGUCCCUCCGCCGAACCUCCGGGAGGUGUGGCGCUCAAAGUGGCCACAACUGUACUACACCCGGUGUGCCUGGGAGAGAGCCCGCUGAUGCUGCCCAUUCACCUCCAGAUGGCCGGAGCGGCCGGGCCUCAGCUCGGUCAGAUGGGGGCAGCGCCGUACUUGAUAACAAGCCAAAGCCCAGUUUCACUUCCCCUGGUCUUGGAUCAGCAGGUCAUCCAGCACAUGAGUCCCUCUGUGAUUCCUCAGACCACAAGCUGUCCUCAGCUGCCGCUCCAGAACAACGUCCUGUGUCAGAAUCCUUUGACGUUUGGUCUACCUCCGGCCGUCGAGCAGAAGUCAGCGGGACAAACGCAGGACGCCAACCUGCUCUCCCUCCUGCAGAAUCCGGCUUUUGCGGCCAUCCUGCAGGAUCUCUUCCCUUCCCAGGCAGGCUCAUCCAGCUGUCAGUCACCAGGCUCUACCUUCUUCCCCCUCCCUCCCCUCACGCCUCCCUACACCUCCCCUCUGGCCCCGUUAGUGCCGCCUGCCACUCUUCUAGUUCCCUACCCUGUCAUCAUCCCCCUGCCAGUGCCUCUGCCCGUCCCUCUUCCCAUCCCCAUUCCUGUCCCUCAGGCCGAGGACUCAAAGGGCAACAUGCCAAAACCAGUUUGCACUGUCAGUAAAAGCACUCAGACUUCUCCAAAAGAUACUACCUCUCCUUCGUUGUCUUCGAGCAGAUGCAUGCCAUCGUUCCAGCCACAAAAUGUGUCCCCGUCCUCAGUUCCUCUAGAUGAAGGACAAGCUUUGGACCUUUCUGUCAGAGCGUGUCCAGUUGAACUAAAACAGGAGUACCCCAGUCCACAGCAGGACAGUGUGCUCGACCUGUCAGUGCCUGGUGUGAGGAAAAAGUGCAUUCAGUCGGAGAGAGAAGUAGCCUUCCAUUCUGGUCCAGAUACCAGUGCUACCUCUUUGUCUCUGGGGGUUGAAUGCACUCAGAGUUUAGAUUCCAAACUCCUGGGCAGUCUGGCUUCUCUGGAGUUCAGCCGGCAGCACAAGUGGGUGGUUGACAGCAGUGCUGGCGGGUCCAGUUCUCGGAACCAGGAGGCGUCUAUCAGCGGAGCCGGAAACCUUGAGAUAGUCAGCACCUCGCAGACGGCCAAGGUCAUCGUUUCGGUGAAGGACGCCAUCCCUGCCAUCCUCUGCGGGAAGAUCAAAGGCCUAUCAGGAGUCUCCACCAAGAACUUUUCCAUCAAACGAGACGGCAGCCAGGCGGCGUCUCUGCAGCAGCUCUACGCAGUGCCGUCGGCGUCCCAGGGGGAGCAACACGACCCCAACAACCCGCUUAAGAAGGUCCCCAAGAACAGGGCUAUCAAACUGAAGAAAGUCAGCUCACAAGAGAUCCAUUUCCUUCCCAUGAAGAAGCAGAGACUCGCAGCGCUGCUGCCCAGGAAGUGAACGUGCUCGGAGGAGGGGGAUUAAUAGCGGGUCCGCUCUCUGGUAAUCCCUCCAGAGCGUGUAACAUAAAACACAUGUGGGGACAUUCAGUAAUCAAACUUACAAACUUACAUCUCCAAUCAAAGCUCAGAGUUUGGCUCCAAAUGUUGCAGAAAGUGAGGCUCAUGAAUGUCUGACAGUGUGACAGUAGUUACAGAAAGGCUUUCCAUUGGGCUCUUCUGAACUGCUGUGCUUUUUCAUAAUGCACUACUCUACGGUGUAAUGCUGAACCAGAAAUGUUUGUGUGUAUGGCAGCUUAACGGGCUCUCCAUGUGGCUUUGGAGAUUGCCGUAAUUAUAAAGUCAGAAAAUGUUCUUCAACAUCUCCGAUUCAUAAAGACAAAGACACAUGGGUUCCAUUUCUCCAUUUUGGAUCAUGGUUUGUUUCCACAUGUAAUUUUUUAUUGAAGUGCACUGAAGACCUAAAACCCCUGAUAGUUGAGGCUCUCACUGCUCCGAGCAGAGCAGUGUGUACUGGCAGGACGUGACUGAGACUGUUCAAACAUGUCCCAUCGUCGGAAAUUCCCAUAGUCAUCAGUAGCUCAGUGGGGCGAUUCAUUCUCCUCUGAUUGGUAGGGUUUAGCAUGACAGGCCAAUAAUGACUUGGCAGGGCCAGAGCCACAAUUUCAUUAUCUUGGCAACAGCCGUGGGUCGCGACAAAAUACAUUUUUAUUUUGUGUAACAGCAGGGAAAAAAGGGAUGUCUUAAUGGUUUUGUGCUUUUUAAACAGAACUUUCUACGUGCCUGUCCAAAUAUAAGGAAAGUAUUUCUGGAAAAGAGCUAUUUUUAUUGCUGGCUGAAUUAUCCCUUUUGAAUUCAUCAGCGCUUCAAAAUAAGAGCCAAAGCUGAGAAAACACUUCACAGCAAGUGUAUGAAACACGUGAACCUGCUGCUGUUUCCAUUGACAGACACAGUGAAUCUAGUUGGAGGUUUUAAUAUUAAUUCACCUGAUGAGUCAGCUGAGAAUGUGAAGCGGACGCAAGGUGAAUUUAACUGACUAAAGAAGAAAUAAUGAUUUUCUUGGCUUCAGUGAGAGAAAAUACCAUUCGUAUAUUUAGUUAUUAGUGUGUUAUUAGUGUUAUUAGAACCAGUAUUGGUACCCCCCCUCCUUUUUAUCAAACUUGUCGGUGUAAAGCAUUUGUUCCCAGUGGUUUGGUAUCAUCCUUAUUUUUUGUGGAAGAUUUCUGUCCCAUGAUUAUGAUCAGAGUUGUGAAUGUGAGAGUGUAGUCGUGUGUCAGGUUAUUUAUCCUAUUGAGUGCACUUUGUCAUAGUUUAGUUGGAAACAUUACAGGGUGUUACUGCCUAUUCUACUAAAACUGUGUUUCCCCUUUGUGAUUACAGCAUUUAUGAAAUCUGUGAUUUAUAGGCCAAGAACUAAUAACAGCCACAGACUGUCGGGGUGGAAAAUACCUAGUUCAGACUUUUUACCAGUUCUUUAUUUAUAUCGACGUACUCGAGCAACUCAUGUCUGCAGUCCAUUCAACACAGAGCUCUUUGAUUUAGUAGUUUGAACUGAUCACUUUGGUUGUACAGGAUUUAACCCUAAUUUAUUGUUUGUACAACUUUUAUUUAUACAGUGUGUAUAUAAACUGGAUGGUCAGUGAGGAGACAAAGUGUGACUGGGUAUAAAAAGACAGCUUCCUUUCUAACUGUCAGUCUCCUGAAGCACUUUUGACUUCCGAAAAAUCUCCUGUUAUUUUAAUUAAGAUGUCGGUGAAGAAACAGCAGUUGAAAUGCGCUGACAGUUAAAUGUUUGCUUACUGUACAGUAUGUGUGCUUUUUAUA
This is a messenger RNA of Morone saxatilis (striped sea-bass), 3672 nucleotides long. Its product is annotated as retinoic acid-induced protein 2-like. Gene Ontology annotation, cellular component: nucleus. Lineage: Eukaryota; Metazoa; Chordata; Actinopteri; Moronidae. The transcript is spliced from 2 exons. Gene Ontology annotation, biological process: animal organ development. The coding region runs from base 215 to 1849 and encodes 544 amino acids. The record is from RefSeq and is a predicted model, not a curated record.